Contarinia nasturtii (swede midge) is the source of this 6608-nucleotide messenger RNA. It is a transcript of the gene IntS1, whose product is annotated as integrator complex subunit 1. Gene Ontology annotation, cellular component: integrator complex. The coding region runs from base 277 to 6474 and encodes 2065 amino acids. Gene Ontology annotation, biological process: U2 snRNA 3'-end processing. The transcript has 5 exons. NCBI's taxonomy places the organism in Eukaryota, Metazoa, Arthropoda, Insecta, Diptera, Cecidomyiidae. The record is from RefSeq and is a predicted model, not a curated record.
UCUCCUUCCCGCAUGCAUAUGUAGUAGCCAUGCACGUAUAGUUGUCGCAAUUAUGGUUACUUGACUCAAACGGACUGUCAUACAUUUGACGUUUUUCGCUCUAAUGACAGACCAAACACAAACAUAAAACAAAAAAGUCCAAAUGAGAGCUAUAUAGAGAUAUACAUAUAGUCAAACUAAGAGCAAAAGUGAGCAAAGCAUAGAAAAUCGUCAAAUUGAAAAAAGCCACUUAAAAAUUGUGUGUAGAUCUAUUUUUUACGUUGUGAGGGCCAAGCAAUGGAUCGAAAUAAAGCAAAUAUUUCGCGUCCUAGCAAAUCAAAAAUUGGCGCACCUCAUCAUGGAAGUGAAAUAUUUGCAUUGGGCUCGAAAACAACAGCAUCAACUAGUAAUCGUGAAGACAAUAAAAGUAAGGUUAUGUCAUCAACGGAUCGAAAACGGGAAGCAUCAUCAACAUUGACCGCAAAUGUUUCGAAAAAACCAAAAUUAGCGAUUAGUAGUGUAACCAGUUCAAUACAUUCCACCAGUUUUGCAGCAUCAGCAAGUCGUACGAAUCAUGAUGUGCCAAACAGUAGUUCAACGCAAAAUCUCGAAUACUGGGAACAAGUGGCACAAGAAUGUGACGGUUCCGAGCUUGUGCAGUCAGUGUUAACAGCAAUUGAUCGUCAGGAUAGCGACCAAGUGGUGGCAUUAUUGUGCGGUGCCAUUAAAUCGAUAACAAUGCGACAGAAAAUGGAUAAUUCACAAACAUUAUCAUUACUUUAUUUGGCCAAACUUCGGCCGAGCAUGUUUUGUAAUGAAAUUGUGACACAGGCUUUAUUAUCAAUUCUACGACGUGAUUCAACGCCAACAUUUAAAUCGCGUUGCAAUCCAUCAACACAUAUUUUAGCCGCAAAUUUAUUGACACGGGGCUAUCACAACAAAACUCAAUGGCCAGAGACGUUUGUCCGGCACUACAUUGAAGAUGCGGUUAAUGAACGAGUUUGGGUGGAUUUUGAUGAGUGUUCUGCAUUUGUGGAAAAUAUUUGUACGGCAUUUGGUACAAAAACACCACCAAAAUCAAUGCUACAACCCGAUUUAAAUCCAUUGGGUACGAUUUCAACAAUUUCAUCACGUGAGGCAACCGACGAAGAUUCAUGCGAAGGAAGUUUAGCUGGUACCAGUACGGAAUCAACGAAAACGGGCGAAAAUCAAAUAAUUUGUGCCGUACAACCACGUUACACUCACAUGACUGAUGUCAUUGAAAAAUUAGUCAUCGAUAUUGUGAAAGAACAAUUUAAUAGACGUCAAGCGCCCGAUUGCUUAACACGGAAUUUUCUGAAAUUUUUGGCCUCGGUCAGCGGUAUCAGUGAUAUUCGAGCAAUGGCCGUACCAAGAUUGGAACAUUGGAUUCACAAUGGAAAAUUAAUGAAACCGGCACAGGAGCUUCUCACCUAUAUUUGUUUCAAUGUAAGCAGUAAUUCAGUGCGAGACAAUGAAGUGUUGGCCAAUUUAGUGAAAAUGCGAUUGAAAACAAAAGCACUUAUCAAUGUUUAUAUGAAUUGUAUCAGAGAAAUGAUAAACAUUCAGCCGGACAUUUUGUUUGUUGUAUUGAAAAAUGCCGUUCAAAAUGAACUAACAAAUGCCCGUAAUCCAAACAACAUGGGAAUGGGAAUGUUGGCAAGUAUAUUUCAAGCAAAACCCGAUGAAUCUGCACGUCAUUUGGCCACAAUUUAUCAGGAAUUUUUGUUGCAACGUGAAGAUUGUUUGCGUACGUUGCGCGUAUUUUUGCGUGAAUUGGUGAAAACACUACGGUACGACAUCAAAUUAACCGUUUUUUGCGAAGCAUUGCUAACGAGCAGUUCAAAUUUAAUACAUCAACUUGAACAUUUUGAAUUUCGAGAGCGAGUCUUUUAUGCAAUGACCGAUUUGGUGUGUUUGUGCAUGUUUCUAUCGGUGUCACCACAAAUUCGCGAAGCAAAUGUUCUGCUACGAGCUGGCCGUGAAACAAAAGGUAGUAAAAUUUUAAUUGAAUACUACGAUCAAAUGUCACACAUUCAACGUGUGGCAGUCAAAUGGAUGUAUGACACAGUGCCAAUAUUAUUUAAACCAUCCGAAACGGAGUAUACAUCAUUUUUGCAUAAAAUUUUACUUUUGGAUUCACCUGAAUCAUAUACCAAAGGCGAUCAAUGGCCGCCCGAACAAGAGCGUGCCUUAUUAUUACGUUUGGUAUCAGAGGUGCCAUUACAUCAAGAUACAAUUGUUUAUAUGUCAUUGAUUGGUGCUCAACGUGAGAUCCCGGUUAAAACUCCGGACGCAAUGGAAAUCAUUGAACAAGUAAUUCGGCGUUCGGCCGGUUUAAGAAUUGUUGACUAUCCAUCUCUGCUUGCCGAUAAAGUUGAAAUCAUUGAUUUGCUGUUUACAAUGGCCGAAUAUCAUCAUCCGGAAAAUAUAAAAUUACCAAAUGAUUAUGAACCACCGAAAUUGGCGAUCGCCUCACUAUAUUGGAAAACUUGGAACAUUUUAUUAAUGCUGUCCGCACACAAUCCAAGCACAUUUGGUGCAUUUUGCUGGGAACGCUAUCCAAUGCUACGCAAUUUAAUGGAAAUGUCAAUCACAAAUCAAUUUGCUAGCUAUCGAGUUCCCGAAGAAGAGUUACAAGUCAGCAUGCUGGAGAAAACGCAAAUUAUUGAAUUUGAAACUCAUUUGGCAGCCGCCACGUCGAAGGUCGUUAUUACCGAACAAAACAGUUUAUUGUUGUCACAAUUGAUCUUAAUGAAUCCAAUGGGUGUAGCACGGAAGCCGCCAGCGAUGGUGCUCGAAUUGCUACAAAAUCAAAAUACAACAUUAAAAUUGGGCCAUUUACUGUGCCGCAGCCGGAAACCAGAUUUAUUAUUGGAUAUAAUUCAUCGUCAAGGUACAUCACAAUCAAUGCCAUGGCUUGCUGAUCUCGUGCAAAAUAGCGAAGGUGAUUUCAAUCAUUUGCCGGUACAAUGUUUGUGUGAAUUUUUACUAUCGAACUCGUCAUCAAUGGACAAUCAUCGUGAUCUCGAAUUGCUGAAAUAUUUACAAAAUUUAUUGGCCGACGAAGAACAGGAUUAUCAAACAUCGUGCGAAGUUCUUGAAUAUUUUCUUCGCCGACUGUCAUCACCAUCGAAACAAGGUCGCAUCAAUGCCAUUAAUGCAUUACAAUUGCUGCUGAAAGUAUUUCAUAAUGAAGAUGAGGACAUUCAAAUGCAUCAAGACGAAUCGAGCUGGUUACUACAAUAUCUUCCAUUGAUGCCACAUUUUCCAGCUGUACGAUUGAUUGUUAUUACACAACUUAGAGCCGCCUGUCAAAUAGAAAACAACGCUGACUUGGUUAUGAUUUAUAUUCAAUUCAUUGCAGCAAAUACUUUACAUGAUCCGGUUAUGGAAAUGUUGGAUCACGUAAUGGAUUUAAGUCAGUUGAUUGUCGAACGAAAUACGUUGUUUUCCUGCAUUGUGCCGACUAUAAAAGACGAUGAAAAUCGUUUGCAAACGUUAAACUGUUUAUAUGUGAUGUUCAAUAACUAUUUGAUAAAAUUGAAGGAUUUUAAAGAGACCCCUGCACUGGCCAAGUAUCCAGAGCUCGUAAUGGUUCAAUUUCAAGAUGGUUCCCAGCAGCCAAUUCAUAUGAUAAUCAUUCAUGCAUUUGUUAUUCUUCUCACCUACGCUACGAUAAUUCCAAAUGCAGCUCCAUACUUGGAUUAUUGGUUUCCACAGAAUGCUCCACUUCCGCAUGCCUUCACCGUUGAAACAAAUGAGCCGGUGGUCAUAUUUCCCGAUUGGUUAAAAUUGAAAAUGAUUCGAAGUUCUGUGGAGCGUUUGGUUGAUGCAGCCAUGGAAGAUUUGACGCCACAACAAAUUGUUUUGUUCAUUCAGAGUUUUGGUACGCCAGUGAAUUCAAUGUCAAAAUUACUGGCAUUACUUGAUUUGGCUGUUAUUGAGCAAACGACAGCUGUGAAAGAAACCAUUGGCAAUGGAACCUAUUUUGCUCAAGUGAUUGAAAUUCAGCAGGCUCGUGGCGCAAAAAAUGGUCAUAUUGCAAUGCAAACAUUGCAAUUAAAUGAUAGUGUCUUAUCCGAUCAAUCGAGUCGUGAAAUCAUUGUAACCGAACAAUUAGAAAUUGCAUCGUGUAAACCACAACCACAGAUGAAUUCGUCACAAUCGAAAGAAAUCGAAGAAGUGGUUGAUUUGGUGUUGCAUGGUGAAACAUUGCCCCAUUCGCUUUUGCUUCGAUUCCGACGAUUGAUUCAACAAUUGCUCACAACUGACGGUCAACAUCAUUUGGCGAAACAACAACAGAACACCGUUGCAAAGGUGGUACAGUACCUUUUACGUAACAUUAAGUCACAACAUGGUCAAAACUUUUAUCAACGCAUUCUUCAAAGUUCGGCAGCCUGUUCAUUCUUUCGAACGCUGUUCAUUUCGGUGCAAGACAAAUCAUCAAACUACAACUAUGUUGCUAGCAUCAUCAGUCAUGCGAUGGAGGUCAUGAUCCCAGACAAUUGUCCCAUCAUUUUCCAAAUGGUUUUCAAUCAAGUGAAAAAUUACAUAAAAGUGGAUAAAGACAAAAAAAUUGCGGUAAAAAAUCAAGAUCUUUUACAAGUUUUACAGACGAGUACACUAACCGAACUGCAAGCAAAAGGCAAUCAUUUAUUCAAUGAAUUGAUAAUAAACAAUACGAAUCCAGAGAUUUUGGUCGAUGUCAUCACGUCAACGUUGAAAAAUUCGCAUAUCAUUAAAAUUGAAGAUGCAUCUGAAUUGAAUAAAAAUGGGCUGUUGAUUGAUUGGUUGGCUGACAUUGAUUCGGAGUUGAUACUUUCAACGAAAAUUAGUCUGGAUGUGAUGUUUAAACGUUCGUUGCCACAAUUUCGAUUCUAUUUAUUAUCGCUGCUGAGUCAUCAAGCCAGUUGGUCAACGCUACAUUCAAUCUUAGAUAAAUUGCUUUCAACAUAUAAUCCCGAUUACGAUUCAACAUCGGUGACACAUUUUAUAGCCGCAUUUAUUCGUAAUCCAAAACUGUGGCAAGGUCGUGAGAAGAAUACAUCAAAACAUUAUCAAAUUGAAUAUGUUUUAUUAUUGAACGAUAAACAAUUGAAAGUAUUCACCGAUUAUAUUUUAAGUGAGGAGAAUAUCGAUGCAGAGAAAUUGAGUGCACGCGUUUCAACAUUAUUGCAAUGCGUUCCGCCCGAAUUGCUUGACCUAAAAGAGUUGGUGUCAUACGUGCGAAACGAUUCAACUGCCACAAAUGAACUGAAAUGUCAAUUUUUACAGCAACUUUAUUUAAAUAUUCCACCAAUGAAAUUCACUGUACUCGACAUGGACGACAUUUAUUUGACAAAUGCAGUCAAACUGACGAAUUGCGAAACCGAUAAAGUCACAAAUAACAUAAUGACAGCAAUGUCAUCGUUGACGACAGCAAGAGAUUUUCAAGCAAUGUCACAGCACAUGGAAUUGUUGUUACGGAAAUUAGCUGCAUCACAUCCAUCACUUGUUUUAAGACAAAUUUCCAUGAUGGCAUCACUUUUACAGGGUCGUGCCCAUAUGGAUUUGCAUGUAUUACGAUCAAAUUAUCAUAUUCCACUGUUUAUCCAAGUGUUUGGCAUUUUAGAGCUACUGCAACCGUUGAUUUUUGAGCACAGCUAUCGCGCAUCAUUGCAUUCGGCACUUGAAUGUUAUUUCAGUUUAUUCCUAAAUCAUGGCACAACAAAAGACACAUUCGAUUUAAUGUAUCGAUUCAUGGAAUUUUUACAAAUUUAUACGCAAAAAGAUUCGGCAAAUGCAUGGAAAUUUAUUGAACCGCAUACCGAUUUAAUUGAAGAUUUAGCAGCCGACAAUCGCAUGAUAAUACCACUUCAACAAUUAGUUCAAGGGGUUUCUUUGAUCAAGUAUAAACAGAAUAAACGCAAUGAAAAUGAUAACUCAUCGUCGUUGUCGUCAUCGUCUUCGUCGUCACCAUCAUCCGUCAUUCAAUCAAAUACAGGCGCAUCCGCUAUUAUUCUAACGCCAUACACAAAAACUCUUAAUCAAACUUUGACCAAGUUACUGCUUGAAAUUCAACAUCGUUCAAAUGACGAGGUUUUAAGUCCACUACAGGAAUUAGAAAUCAUCACAACAAAACGUCAAGUGCCCUUAGAAUCGAUUCACGAACGACUUUUGACACUGAUUUCAUCGUCAACGGUUAGCAUCCGGCAAUCAGCCUAUUUACUAUUAAUUCGUCAUCUGAAAUCAAAUCCCGGCAAUUUGUCGGUGAAUGAAAACACACUUGCCGUUUACGUGCAAUGUUUACGUCAAAAAGACACCGGCGUUGUUAUAUCAGCCUUACAAUUUCUCACCGAAAUGGUGAUUUGCCUGCAGGAAUAUUCAUCGGAAAUAUUACGCAAUGCAUUCGAAAUGGGCAUCAAAUCGAAGAUCAACACAUUCGAACAUAUACGAAAAUGCAUACUUGCGCUCAAAACACAACAUGCAAGCUAAGGACAAAACACCAUCAAAUAUAAGCCACACACUUUACGACAAACAAAAUAUAACCAAACUAUCUUCUCGAAUAAACAUCAUUUUUUUUUCUUUAUGUUUUAUUAUUAUUGAAUUAUAUUUAGUAUAAAUGUCAA